AUGGCGAGAGUUGAUACGAAGUUGAGCACGAGAGUUGGCGGAAAGACGCGUCUUCUGGGCAAGAGCAAACGUCAAGCUAUUCAGGCUCGAGGAUCACGUAUCUCGUUUGAGCAUCAUCAUCCGCACUUCCAUCGCAAUCGUCUCAAAGAUCGUCUCAAAGUUAACGUUUCAAGAUCUGCUGCAAAAUCCACGCGCUUUCACAAUCUCACAUCACACAUCAUCAUCUCCCCUCAGAACCCAAAGACUUUGAUAUCGGUGCUUGGUGCCUCAGCUCUGCUCCGAACAACGGCCUGUAAACAUCAGCGAUGGCAACAACACCAUCCAUUGCCCUUGCCUCCCCGCGUGUACUGGUCCGACCGGGUCUUACCCGCUUCUGAAGAUUCGCUCUUCGAAUCAUUUGGCACAAUCACACAGUGCUACGCCGCCACUCCUGUCGAGCGCACAUCAGUGGCCCUCCCGUUGGGAAAACCUUUACUCCCUUCGGGAGGGUCACUGCAUUUCACCUUUAUGUUCUGGAGUGAGAACAGAACAUUUGUUCCGCACUUCGCCUGGUUUUCACUUGAGAGGUUUUUGCUCUUAGUCACGGCAGUCGGACCUUCAAUGUUGUCCAAUAUUGGUGUGGCUCGGGGAGGAGCGUGA
Messenger RNA from Glarea lozoyensis ATCC 20868, 639 nucleotides. RefSeq lists its product as uncharacterized. The transcript has 4 exons. Lineage: Eukaryota; Fungi; Ascomycota; Leotiomycetes; Helotiales; Helotiaceae. The coding region runs from base 1 to 639 and encodes 212 amino acids. The record is from RefSeq and is a predicted model, not a curated record.